Octopus bimaculoides (California two-spot octopus) is the source of this 1167-nucleotide messenger RNA. RefSeq lists its product as uncharacterized. NCBI's taxonomy places the organism in Eukaryota, Metazoa, Mollusca, Cephalopoda, Octopoda, Octopodidae. The record is from RefSeq and is a predicted model, not a curated record.
UGUAAACUGUGAAGUUUCUUCAGAUUUUCUGAUACUUUUGCAUUGGCUGGUAGCGGAAUCAGCUGAAGAUUUCACAAUGUCACUCAUUGAAAAGUAUGCUUUUAAAGGCGUCAACAUUUUUCUCAUAUUUGGUGAUCCGAUAUCAAUGGUGGGUGACGUUCUUCUACUACCAGCAAGCCUUGAUAUCUUGAAUCCAGAAGGAAUUGCGUAUGAUAUGAUUCAUAUGGGAGGAGGAACCAUAAAAGCAGAACUUGAGAAAGUAGAUAGUGAUUCAAUUGGUUAUGGUGGUCUUAUAUCCACUACUGCGGGUUUCUUAUCGUACGAAAAUAUAUUCCACCUAAUCAUUGCAAGUUAUCGAAAUCUCGAGAAUGAGGACAACCUUUUUGCAUUGCAACAACUUGUAGAUCUUAACGAAUCUGCUUUUAAAAUGGCUGAGGAACUUGAAUUACGUGCGAUUAUUUCACCAGUUAUAGGUUUAGAAAAUGGAUACUUACCUGGAAUGUGUGCUGAAGCCGUACUGCAAGGUUUAAUCGAGUUUUCCUAUGAAUUUCCUAACAAUCAUUCCUUUGAGAAAAUCUUUAUCUGCUCAACCGAUCUCUAUAUCUUGCAUAUAUAUAUUGAGACAAUGAAUAAAUUGUUGUUUCCAAACCCAACGCAAUCAUCUUAUAAACCGCAAUUCAGAACCAAAAAGAGAAGAAGAAUAACACAAUCAACAGAGGCUGCAGUAAUUAUUGUCCCAUUACGAGACUUUGUUGAAAUCAAAAAAUCCCUCGAAACUGCCGACACCGAUGAAUUCUACGUCUUGUAUCAAUCUGAUUUCACUGUUUACCUCACUGAUAUUAAGAAGGAGAAUGGACGACAAGUGAAAGAUGCUAUAUAUAUGCCUCCACCUCUAGUCUUGGAUGAGGGAGGCUAUUAUCAUUUUGAAACCAUUCUUCUCAGACAGUUGAGAAAGCUCUUCCUGAAUGCAUACCGACAAAUUUCGAUUAUUGUUGAUCUCAGAUUUGACGAGAGGCUUCAUGAAACGAAACUACUUCCAAUGCUCGUUCGUACUAUGUUUACAUUAGACAACGUAUUCUGUAACAUGCCAAGGAAAAUUCCAAAAUCUCGACGCCGACUGAAAUUUUAGAAAAUAUCAUUAAGAUUACAGCAAAAAAUAUUCAGUUA